Messenger RNA from Hemibagrus wyckioides, 2278 nucleotides. RefSeq lists its product as uncharacterized. Lineage: Eukaryota; Metazoa; Chordata; Actinopteri; Siluriformes; Bagridae. The transcript is spliced from 2 exons. Bases 191 to 1849 code for a protein of 552 amino acids. The record is from RefSeq and is a predicted model, not a curated record.
GCGCAUGGGCACUGCGCAGCGUCACAGAACACUUUACGUAAUGUUUGUGUUUAAACUGUGUUUCCUUUUAAACAUUAAGGUGUUGUGGUUGUGAAGCAAGACUUGGAUUAUCCUUUGUGAUUUUUCUACACUCCUGAUUUCUUCUUACUCCGCGACUGGACCUGACUCUUACACCGACUCUACAGCAGUGAUGAUGAACUUCGGAGGAGGAGCCGCGCUUCAGCAGCACCAGGAUGUGGAGCCCGAGCCCGGAUGGAGCGGACUGGACGACCCCUGGAACGGGACACAGAGGGAGACGUUUGUGUUUCCGCAGGAUGAGGACGAUGACAACUGGCCUGUGCUAUGCCUCUCUCCUGUUUGGAUGCCAACACCUGUGGGGAGCCCAUCCCCACCUAUGAGAGGCCUCUCUCCUUUAUGUACCCCACCACCUGUGAGGAGCCCAUCCCCACCUAGGAGAGGCCUCUCUCCUUUAUGUACCCCACCACCUGUGAGGAGCCCAUCCCCACCUAGGAGAGGCCUCUCUCCUUUAUGUACCCCACCACCUGUCAGGAGCCCAUCCCCACCUAGGAGAGGCCUCUCUCCUUUAUGUACCCCACCACCUGUCAGGAGCCCAUCCCCACCUAGGAGAGGCCUCUCUCCUUUAUGUACCCCACCACCUGUGAGGAGCCCAUCCCCACCUAUGAGAGGCCUCUCUCCUUUAUGUACCCCACCACCUGUCAGGAGCCCAUCCCCACCUAGGAGAGGCCUCUCUCCUUUAUGUACCCCACCACCUGUGAGGAGCCCAUCCCCACCUAUGAGAGGCCUCUCUCCUUUAUGUACCCCACCACCUGUGAGGAGCCCAUCCCCACCUAGGAGAGGCCUCUCUCCUUUAUGUACCCCACCACCUGUCAGGAGCCCAUCCCCACCUAGGAGAGGCCUCUCUCCUUUAUGUACCCCACCACCUGUCAGGAGCCCAUCCCCACCUAGGAGAGGCCUCUCCCCUUUAUGUACCCCACCACCUGUGAGGAGCCCAUCCCCACCUAGGAGAGGCCUCUCCCCUUUAUGCACCCCACCACCUGUGAGGAGCCAAUCCCCACCUAUGAGAGGUCUCUCUCCUUUAUGGACCCCACCACUUGUGAGGAUCCCAUCCCCACCUAUGAGAGGUUUCUCUCCUUUAUGGACCCAACCACUUGUGAGGAUCCCUUCCCCACCUAUGAGAGGUCUCUCCCCUUUAUUGACCCCACCACCUGUGAGGAGCCCAUCCCCACCUAUGAGAGGCCUCUCUCCUGUAUUGAUCCCACCACCUGUGGAGAGCCUCUCUUCUGUAUGGAUCCCACCACCUGUAUGGAUCCCACCACCUGUGGGGAGCCCAUCCACACGUAUUAGAGACCUCUCUCCUGUAUGGAUCCGACCACCUGUAUGGAUCCCACCACCUGUGGGGAGCCCAUCCACACAUAUUAGAGGUGUCUCUCCUGUAUGGACCCCACCACCUGCUAUGAGCACAUCCACACCUAUGAGAGGCCUCUCUCCUGUAUGGAUCCCACCACCUGUGGGGAGCCGCUCUCCUGUAUGGAUCCCACCACCUGUGGGGAGCCGCUCUCCUGUAUGGAUCCCACCACCUGUGGGGAGCCGCUCUCCUGUAUGGAUCCCACCACCUGUAUGGAUCCCACCACCUGUGGGGAGCCCAUCCCCACCUAUGAGAGGCCUCCCUCCAGUUUGGAUCCCACCACCUGUCCCACGCCAGGGCAUAAGGAGGAGGAGGGACGAAGAGGAUGGCAGUCAAGAAGCCCCUCCGAGUAGACGGCAGCAUGUGGAUCAGGAUUUCAUCAGGAUUUCACCAGGAGGAUCGUCCAUCACCUCUUAUCCAUGAUGUGUGGUAAGUAUGUGUGGUAAGUAUUUCAUCCCUAGAUUAAAGCAUUAGUCUUUUUUAAUAAAUAUGUAAUCCUUUUUAAACAUGUGGGGUGGUGAGAAUCUGCUUGAUACCUUCUUGUCUGUUGUGUUGGAAAAAAAAUAAAAAAACAUUUUGGAGCUAACUAUGUAACCUGUUCCCAAAAUUUUCAGUAGACCCAAGAGCCCAGUGUUCAUGCUCAGGCCUCUUCUGUAGUUUUUUUAAGAACAGCUCUUACGAGCUCAUAGCCCAUAGUUCAUAGCUAUAUCAUUCGGUCACUUCAUGAAUCUCGGUGUGAUUGCGCAGGCAUCCAGAGGAUUCUUACCACCGUCUCUAGCGUAAUCUCUAAAUGUAAAUCAUUUUAAUGAUAGAAUUGUGGUAAGAUUAAAGUAGUUGGCAUUUAGUUAAAAA